This is a messenger RNA of Microthlaspi erraticum, 2748 nucleotides long. The record is from the annotation of a GenBank genome assembly. Lineage: Eukaryota; Viridiplantae; Streptophyta; Magnoliopsida; Brassicales; Brassicaceae.
AUGUCGGCGAAGCUUUUGUAUAACUUGUCAGAUGAGAAUCCAAAUCUGAACAAACAGAUUGGAUGUAUGAAUGGGAUAUUUCAGGUGUUUUACCGGCAGCAUUAUCCGGCGAGGCGUGUUGCCGUCGCCGGUGAUGAGCUAAAGUCUCUGCCUUCAGGCAAAACAAGUGUCAGUGUCGGUGAUACGAACAUUUCAACGGACAACAAGGAAACGGAGAAGAGCAAGAAGAAGAAGGCUGCAAAGGAGAAACAGAGGGGAGUCUCCUCUGAGUCAUCCUCGAGGCUGUCGUUUUCUUCUUCACCAUGCUCCUCUAGCUUCUCAUCUGCAGAUAUCAGCACCACAACUUCUCAGUUUGAACAGCCCACGAAUAACGGUGAGAAUCCGGCAAGAGAACCGACUAACGAGUCACCAAGGUGGGGAGGUGGUUUAAUGAUGUCGAGUGAUUUAAGGGAGCUUGUGAGAAGUUCCAUUCACAAGGAGACGAGAACCAGAGAUGAAGAAGAAACCUUGUCUCAGCAGACUAAAUCAGCCAGAGCUAACGUGUCUCUUCUCAAAGAGUCAUCACCAUCUCGGAAUUCUAACGAAUGGAGCGAUGGACGGAGAGUAGUGAAGCUGAAAGACAGUCCUCGGUUCUCUUACGAUGAGAGGGAGACGAGAAAGACAGGCCCCAAGUUGAAAGAGACACCAAGGUUGUCGUUAGACAGUAGAUCGACUUCCUUCAGAAGCGCAAGAUCUAGUUCCUCACCAGAGCCGCGAGAGCUUGUAACGGGUCACAGGAGAACAACAUCCAGUGUCGUUGCCAAACUGAUGGGUCUUGACGCCAUUCCAGACGAGUCAGUCACUGAUACGAACAGAGACAACCGCUUCUGUGACUCCCCACGGCCAACUUACCGAGCGGAAGCAGAUGUACUACAAAGAUCAAGAAGUUGUGGCUCAGUCAAGAAGACGAUGCCUGCUAAGUUUCCAAUGAAAGCAGCUCCAUGGUCGCAAGGUGAAGCUGGCAAGAACCAAUUCAAAGCAGCUGAUGCUGCUACUACAAUGACAGUUUACGGUGAGAUACAGAAGCGGCUUUCGCAGCUUGAGUUCAAGAAGUCUGAGAAAGAUCUCAGAGCUCUGAAACAAAUACUUGAAGCCAUGGAGAAAACUCACCAGUUGAUAAGCAAAGAUGACGACAACAACAACAUGCAGAGAGCUGAUCAUCAAUCAACAAGCCCGUCGUCCAACAACAUCAGAUCUUCCUCUAUCGUGGUUAUGAAAGUAGCGGCGGUUCCAGUCUUCAAAGAGACGGGCAAUUCUGUUUCUCCUUCUUUCUCACCGCGGAGGGUUGCUUUACCAAAUGUUAACGUUGGAAACAUGAGGCAAACGCAGAAAGUCCCUCCGAGGAAGCAGAGCGCCAUGGAGGUGACACCUAGGCCGGGAUUUUACAAGGUUGGCCAGACAGAUUCCGCAACGAAAAACACUAGUACCAGGCCAUUACAAUCUAAAAGCGACACGACCAAGUCAGGGAAAAGCCAGAAGCCUAAUGUCAGCCCAAGAACACCGCCGAAGAAGCUCGGAUUCGAGAAGCAGUCUCGACCAACAUCUCCAAAACCAGAACCAUACAAGAUCCAGAGACAACAACUCACUAGGCAACAGACAGAAUCAGCCUCACCAAGAAGAAAACCAGGGAUGAAAUCUCGCGGCCUGCAGCAGUCUGAAGACCGUUUAAGUGACGAAAGCAGUGACUUGAGGAGUCUAAGAUCUGACAGCAACGUAAGCUUGGCCUCUAACCUUGACAUUGAGGUUACAAGCAGAUAUAAGUAUGAGAGCUCCGAGCAGCACACCCCAAAACAAAGGAGUCCAGAAUUGGGAAUGAGGUCGUUGCCAAAACCUCUGAAAGUUACGGUGGAGCAGCCUAGCCCGGUUUCAGUUCUUGAUGUAGCCUUUGAUGAAGAUGAGUCACCAUCCCCUGUGAGGAAGAUAUCCGUUCUCUUUAAAGAGGAGGAUCAUCUAAGUUCUGAAGAGUCCCAGUGGAUGAACAAGCACCGCAACUUAUGUAGAUCGAUUGUGUGGCCUGAGAGUAAUGCGAGUCUAAAGCAGCCUGAUCUCGAACUUAAUGAUGAAGGUGAGGAGUUCAAAAAUGGCGACCACAUCUACAUCUCAGAGAUACUGUUGGCAUCAGGGCUUCUAAGAGACAUCGACUACAGCAUGAUAAGCCUUCAGCUGCACCAAGCGCACCUACCGAUCAAUCCGAACCUUUUCUUUGUCCUGGAACAGAACAAGACAAGCAUUGUGACUCAACAGGACAACAAACUCAAAGGCAGAGGAUUCGGACAACAACAAACGGCGAACCUGAUAGAGAGAAGCAGGAGGAAGCUCGUAUUUGACACCAUCAACGAGAUCUUAGCUCACAAAUUCAUGGAACAAGGGUGUACGAAGCAGCCAUCCAUAACAUCAUCCAUCAGCCCGCUGAGGACAACCGACAAAAGUUCAAGAGGGAAAGAACUUCUGCAAACUCUGUGUUCAGAGAUUGAUCGAUUGCAAGAUAACUCAAAGUGUAUACUGGAUGAAGACGAUGAAGACCUCAUCUGGGAGGACCUGCAAAGCCAAGGCAUGAACUGGAAGGAGAUUGAAGGAGAGACACCAGGGAUAGUGUUAGACAUUGAGAGGCUAAUCUUCAAGGAUCUGAUCAGUGAAGUUGUGACAAGCGAGUUGGCAGCUUUUCCAGGAAUGCUCAGUGGGCAACCCAGGCAGCUUUUCCAUUACUAA